Drosophila mauritiana is the source of this 1042-nucleotide messenger RNA. RefSeq names its product putative tRNA (cytidine(32)/guanosine(34)-2'-O)-methyltransferase 2 (gene Trm7-34). Bases 51 to 1016 code for a protein of 321 amino acids. The transcript is spliced from 3 exons. Lineage: Eukaryota; Metazoa; Arthropoda; Insecta; Diptera; Drosophilidae. Gene Ontology annotation, biological process: cytoplasmic translation; tRNA methylation. The record is from RefSeq and is a predicted model, not a curated record. Gene Ontology annotation, molecular function: tRNA methyltransferase activity. Gene Ontology annotation, cellular component: cytoplasm.
GUAUCACAGCUGAUACCCUUUUGUUUAUUAUUUAAAAAGCAAGUUUUUAAAUGGGCAGGACUUCGAAGGAUAAACGGGACAUAUUCUACCGCCUGGCCAAGGAGCAGGGAUGGCGUGCACGGAGUGCUUUCAAACUGCUUCAGGCGGAUGAGACAUUUCAAUUGCUAGAAGGUCUAACCCGAGCCGUGGACCUCUGUGCCGCUCCUGGCAGCUGGUCACAGGUACUGGCCAAACGCAUGUACGAGCCUCUGACGCCGGAGGAGCGGGAAAAGGUUAAGAUCAUUGCCGUAGACCUGCAGGGAAUGGCUCCGAUCGAAGGAGUCAAGCAACUGCGGGCGGACAUCAGCAAGGAGUCGACAGCCGAGGCCAUAAUUGAGUUCUUUGGCGGCGAGAAGGCACAGAUUGUUGUUAGCGAUGGCGCUCCCGAUUCCACUGGAAUGCACGACUUUGACUCGUACGUUCAGGGCGAACUACUUCUCUCCGCCCUCAGCAUAUCCACCUUCAUACUGGAAGAGGGAGGCUCCUUCGUGUCCAAGAUCUAUCGGGCAGACAGGACCAGUCGGUUGUACACUCAGCUAAAGCGGUUCUUUAAGGACGUAUGCGUAUUCAAGCCCUCCGCCUCUCGCAACUCCAGCAUUGAAGCUUUCGUGGUGGCCCGAAAGUUUUGUUUGCCCGAUGGCUUCAAGCCCUGCAACCUGACUACCGAAUGGCACGAUCAUCCCGAGUCGUGGGUGGGCAGAAAGAAGGAGAGCCCGUCCGUGGUUCAAGUUCCCUUUGUUGCCUACAAGGGCGAGUUGGACUCGGAUCGUACAUACGAUUUGGGCGAGAACUAUGUGUACAAAGAGCCAGUGCAGCAACCCUUAACUGCCGCCUAUCAGGACAUCCUGCAGAAAACGAGCCAAGUGAACAUAAAAUAUGAAGGCAUUCGCGUUAUUCACAACGAGGAAAUUUUAAACGAUUGGUUAGCAAAUGAUGAGAAUAAUAGAAAAAAUAAGUCUGAGAAGUUAGGUGUCUGAGUAACGUAAAUAAAAGCUUUAAAAAA